GACGAAGCCAUGAAUAAUUCUGAUGGAGAAACUGAUAUGGAUUUUUGGUUGGAACGAUGCUCCAUCUGUUUUGAUGCUCCCUUGGAAUUAUGUUUAGACUACUGUCGCGAUCAAUAUUGCCGACCCUGUUUCCAAAGAUACGUGACGGAAGUAGUGAUCGCAUCCUGGGGCCUUAGUGUGACCAAGAUCAGAUGCCCUGUGUGUCAAGUUCAAAUCCCGCAGAGCGAAUGGAGCAGAUAUGUCCCGCUCAGUGUUGUGGAGCAAUACAAUCGAUUCAAUCGACCUUAUCGCAGUUUCUCACGUUGCUGUCCCAAAUGUGAAACCAAAAUGGCACCAUGU
Molecule: messenger RNA, 339 nt
Organism: Radiomyces spectabilis
Lineage: Eukaryota; Fungi; Mucoromycota; Mucoromycetes; Mucorales; Radiomycetaceae
Exons: 2
Molecular function (GO): metal ion binding
Source: RefSeq, a predicted model, not a curated record